AUGCUCCUCUCAUGUCUCUAUGACCUUUUGCCGUCUGUCUUGAAAUCAAGCAAGACCGAGUACGAACCGCCCUGUACUUCAUCUCUACCCUCCCCUCGUAUUCCACACCUUCCUCUCGAAGUCGUCAUUCAUAUCCUCGAAGAAACAUAUCACAGCGAGCCCAAUCCUACCCAGCUCCUUCUAAACUGCUCCCUUGUCUGCCGCGAUUGGUCCUUUUUAGCGCAACCGUUGCUUUUCCGCAAUGUUACCCUCGCUUCGCAAACGGCUUACGACAGUUUUCUCGGGGCGGCAAAUCGCACGACACCGCGUGGUAGCAUGCUCUCGGACGCCGUCAUUCGAAUGAAGGUCGUAUUAGAUGCCAACCAGCCGUUUGGUCUGUCGCAAGCGUGUUUCACCACCGCCGUCAACGCAUGUCCCAAUUUGUGCGAGUUGGAAGUUGCCAUCUAUGGCCAUUCGGACCAGACACGGCAGCAGCUAGCACCCCCAUUCUUCGACGAUACGACGCUCGAUGCUCUCCGAACCGGUCCCCGCAUUAAAUCACUCCAUUUCAACAACUCUGCCGAUGAUGAGGCUGCCAUUUUCCCGCUCCUCGAUGUCUGGCCUUGUCUCAAGUCACUCGCAAUCAGUGGCACACCACCCAAACUCCCCUCUACCACGUUGCACGCGUCCUUCCCGACUGCCAUCGAAGAAUUGCGUAUCAACUGCCAGAGUGCGGUGUCGAUUGAUUUCAUGAAAUGGUUGCUGCACAACUCGGUUCACAGCUUGCACACCCUUGAGCUCGAACGCGAGCAGCCGAUGAUCGUGGUUGAUUAUGUGGUCGAGACACAUGGGGCCAAACUACGCUCGUUGGCAAUUCCCGCUUGUACUACCCACGACAUGGCGACGGCUGUAAAGAAAUGUGUGGGGCUUGACGAGCUCCGCAUUGAGCAUCCUUGGGUCACUCCGGUCCUGUUCAAGCCUCUUCCCGAAAAGUUGACAAGGCUCGCGAUUGCGCUUGACCAGGACAGUGCCGUUCAGCCAUGGCUAGACUUCGUCCGGAAAUCGGAGACCCUCAAGGAACUCACGGUCCAGGUUUGGGGCAGCAACGAACAGCAUAUGCAGCUCCCUGCUCUUGCUAUGGCAUGUGCGUUUCGCGGAGUUGUCUUGGAGAUGACCCAGGACAUCAAGAUUUUCCGCUCUGUUGUUCGCCGGGAUCCCACCACUCCAUCACCAUUCACACGAAAAGCGCCCAUAGAAGAAUGA
Messenger RNA from Mycena indigotica, 1242 nucleotides. RefSeq names its product F-box domain-containing protein. The coding region runs from base 1 to 1242 and encodes 413 amino acids. Gene Ontology annotation, molecular function: protein binding. The record is from RefSeq and is a predicted model, not a curated record. The transcript has 2 exons. NCBI's taxonomy places the organism in Eukaryota, Fungi, Basidiomycota, Agaricomycetes, Agaricales, Mycenaceae.